CCCGACAUCAACAUGGCAGACGAGAUUGAGAAGACUCAUGAAGUUACUAAGGAAGUUCUUGCACCUUCUGAUGGCCCAAGAGAAAAUUUGAUUUUAACUGCUGUCAAGUUUCUGCAGAAUCCAAAAGUGAUACAAAGUCCAUUAUAUCAGAAAAGGGCCUUUUUGGAAAGAAAAGGACUGACUAAAGAGGAGGUUGACAUAGCAAUGCAGAGAGCUGGUGUAGUGGAGGAUGCGUCGACUACACAGCAGGUGAAUCCGGCACCUUAUGCACAGCACCAGAACCACCUUGCACUGGUUCAGCAACUCCAUCAUCCAGUUCCAGUCACACUGUGGUCAAGGACAAGAGAUUUCACCACAACAGCAGUUAUCAUUGCCAGUGUGUCGUAUGCAGUGUAUAGAAUGUAUCAGCUUUAUAUAAAACCCUGGCUCAUUGGUAAGUCAGAAGAUGAAGAAUCACGUACGAGACGGCUGGAAGAGUAUAUCACUGAACAGAUGAAGACGACUGCACAAGUGCAACAGAUACUGAAGACUAUUCAGGAAUCCAUGACUGCUCAACAAACAUCGAUAGCCAACUUACAACAACAUGUCAUUAACAGAAAGAAUUUAGAGAAAUUUGAACAAAGUACAGAGUCGCACCUAAUAGCUGAAAUCAAAUCAGAAGUCACUUCUUUGAAAGGUCUUUUGCUCAGCAGACGUCAGUUCCCACCCACCCCUCAGACCGGACCUGUGAUACCGACGUGGCAGCUCGAUAGUUCACCCUCCGCGUCUGUUAGUGGGAGUAGUAGUCUCACCUAUGAGAUGGUCAAAGCAAAUUCUUUUGUAGAUGUUUCAGAGAUGACGGCAUUGGUCAGUUCACCUGGUGCUGAUCCAUCACAAGUCAACUUAAAUUUGUCUGACAGUUCGCAGGAUGUCGUGCCAGCACAUGAUAAUUCCAGUGAAACAAUCGGAGAAACUGUUGAAGCUAUGACCAAAGUUGAGCAAGUUGCAGCAACAGAAAACACCAGUGAGCUGUCUAACACAAGUAUGGAGAAGGAAGAUUCUAGAUUGAAACCAGUUGCAGGAAAAACUGAUUCUGAUAUAGACACUUUUAAAGUGAACGGUAUUCAGGAAAAUGAUACUGAAACAUCUUCAUGAAUGAUAAAUUUCAGAUUUAUGAGUUUGUUACAAAUUACCAGGUGUUUUUAAUACAGUUUUCAAAGACUAUCUAGAGUUGAGAUUCGUCAAUCCCCCAAAGUGUCUCAAUCUGAUAAGAAAGUUGUUUAGUAACGGUGAAUUGUAUAUUCUGAAUGUUAAAUUGGUCAUAAGUCAGGGAUAUAGCUCUGGCAUUUGCCAAUUACAAAAUUUAAAAACCGUUGGCAAAUUUUAUUUUAAUUUGGUGAAAUAACAAAAUAACUGGGUUUAUUCAGUUUUUUAAGUUUAAAAGAUAAUUUAGUGAUAUUGUCAUCUCCCUCAGAUCUAGCCUUGUCAGUACAAAAAU
This is a messenger RNA of Gigantopelta aegis, 1477 nucleotides long. Its product is annotated as peroxisomal membrane protein PEX14-like. The coding region runs from base 13 to 1134 and encodes 373 amino acids. NCBI's taxonomy places the organism in Eukaryota, Metazoa, Mollusca, Gastropoda, Neomphalida, Peltospiridae. Gene Ontology annotation, cellular component: peroxisomal importomer complex; peroxisomal membrane. Gene Ontology annotation, biological process: protein import into peroxisome matrix, docking. The transcript is spliced from 9 exons. Gene Ontology annotation, molecular function: signaling receptor binding. The record is from RefSeq and is a predicted model, not a curated record.